Messenger RNA from Ectocarpus siliculosus, 2696 nucleotides. Lineage: Eukaryota; Phaeophyceae; Ectocarpales; Ectocarpaceae. The record is from the annotation of a GenBank genome assembly.
UGCUACAUUGCCGACUAGCUGAUAGGCAGUGCCGUCAACCAGACCAUCUGCGCCCAUACUGAAAUAUCGGUCUCCUCGUCGCCGAAGCGUAGGCAACAACAGCCGUGUGCGCUGGAUUCCGAGUAAAGUUAAGUUUCCGAGCGAGAGGAUCUGAACCGGGAUCAAGAGACCCACGCUGUCUCUCUUGUUGUGUCCUUCUCGUCUUCCAACACAACACGCAUACGCAAGGAUCAACAGCACAUCGAUGAUGUCUACGAAGAUGCGGCCCCUUGUGGGCAUGCUCAGCGGUGGGCGUGCAAGCGUGCUGACAGCAAGAGCAGGAGCUGGGCUAAAACCUGGUGGCGCUACUUCAACGAUGUUGAACUUGGCGGCAGCAACAAGGGGGAUCAAGGUUCUCGGCAACUCGAGAACCGAAAAGCAUCUCCUCGAUGAGUUCAGGAGCGUGAAGGGACCGCAGUCAGAGGAGAUCUCUUGGAAGAAACGGCCGCUUUUUCGGCCGGGCCGGGGCGAAGGCUUCUUCCGCACGGGAGCAGAGGCCGCCGACAUGCUGUACGCCGAGGCGUUACGGUUCGGACCCCACGAUCAGAUCUUCCUUGACACCGUAAGAGACGUCCUGGACUCCGUCGCUCCCGUCAUCGACCGCUGGCCGCAGUACGCUUGGGUGGCCAAGCAGCUUCUGGAAGCGGAGCGGGCGUUAUCCUUCCGGGUGGCCUGGCUGGACGACAAGGGCAUCAUCCGCGUCAACCGCGGGUAUCGCUACCAGUACUCGAGCGCGCUAGGGCCCUUCGUGGGACCUCUGCACUUUUCGAAGGAGCUUACGGCGGCGGACGUGAAGGCUCACGCCUUCGACCUGGUCCUGAGCAACUCUCUGUCGGGCCUCAAGGUCGGCGCAAGCGUCGGAGGAGCAGAUUUCAACGUCCACGACAAGAGCGAAGCAGAGAUCCAGAGGUUCUGCCAGGCUUAUAUGUCGGCGAUGACCAAGCACAUCGGGACCGAGGUGGACUGCCCUUCCAUGGGCUUGUGCGUCGGCCCCCCCGAGAUCGGGUACCUCUACGGGCAGUACAAGCGCAUGAGCCUCGACGCGUCUCCGAUCGGAAGGGGCCUCCUGUGGGGCGGCGCUGUGCCCCACCCGGAGUGUGCGGGCUACGGCGUGGUUUACUUCGCGGAGAAGGCGAUGCGAGGCCGGGGCGAGUCGCUCAUGGGAAAGCGGUGCAUCGUUACGGGAAGCGGCAAGGUGGCCCUGCAUGUCGCGGAGAAACUUCUCGAGCUGGGUGCCACUCCGAUGACGUUCACAGACAGCAGUGGACACGUCUUCGAGCCAGAGGGUUUCGACGUCGAGAAGUUCAAGAAAAUCGCCAAGAUUAAGCAGGAGAGAGGAGCACGAGUUGGAAGGUACAUCGUCGCUUCCCCCUCCGCAAAGUACAACGAGCCGCAGUCGGUGUUUGACGCACCGGCAGACGUGGCAUUCCUCUGCAGGACCUCCAACGAGCUUACCGAAGUGGAGGCAAAUGCGCUGGUCGCGAGCGGCUGCAAGACCGUCGUUGACGGGGGGUACCGGCCCGUGUCGACGGCUGCGGCUGAGGUUCUCAAGAAGAACGGGAUUUUCCACGUGCCGUACCGCGGGACCAUGAUUGGCGCCGCCAUCAGCGGGGGAAGGGAGUUAGACCGCAACCCUCUUCAGCCCGGAGAGACCAUAGACGACAGGCUCGAGAAGAAGAUGGACGAGGUCUACGAGGUGGCGUCAUCGGUUGCCAGGGAGUUCAACCAACAAGGAAACCUUGACAAGGGGUGCACCAUAGCGGGUUUCCUUCGAGUAGGAAGAGCAAUGAUGGCUCACGGCGCCGUCUAAGCGUACCACCUUCCGAAGGGCACAUACAUUCUCUCUCCCGCCUGGCCGAACGCGGGCCAGUUUUGCGUGUGUUGUUUAACAGCAGCGUGCUGAAGAGUUUUCCUCCCCUUUUCUUGCUGUACCCCUCCUCACCCAUUCCCCUGCACGGGAUUGGGAUGAUACCAUACCUUGAUAUCGGUCGUUCGUCUGUGGUGAAGUGAUCUCGAGCCUCGGUUAUAGCGCCGUUAGUACAUCAUGUAGAAAAUAUGACGCCAUCGUUAAAGAACUCCUGAGUUGGAAACAUCGGGAUUCGAACAUAGCGACCGUAUGCACAGGUGUUCAGCUAGGGAUUCUAUCCUAAGAUUAUAUAAAAGCGCGGUUGGUCACCCUGCAAAGAAACGAGCCUCGGCCACAAUAAGAUGCUUCGGAGUGGGACUUCUGGAAUCUGCCAUUUUUGGUCAAGCCUUCGUCGUGUUGGGUUUUAUUUGUGGCGUUCCCGAAGGUAUUUGUUUUAGGGACGUGGUAAACAAACCGGGUCCGGGAGCAGGCGAGCGGCGGUUUUCCCGCCAUGUGUAAAGAUGUCUGGCACGAGCAAACCAAAACGGUUAGGUGCUACAACGCCGCCCUUGUGUUCCCCGUUUACGUGUCGUGGAUGUGGCCAUGGGGGGUUGUUCGCCCGACGCAGCGAGUGUUGCGAAACUCCUUGGUUUGUGUUCGUACGCUUGUUUCGCGAGUAGAAGUACACGAUGGCGAUUAGGUUGCCGUGUGUCCACGGCUGUUUCCCUAAUUGUUUUUGUUUUAGUACUUCGAAGAAGAUGACGCGAUUAAGUCCGAGCACAGACAUCUAAUGCGGGUUGUUGCUGCUUCU